AUAGAGCGAGAGAGAACCGCGCACGAGGACAGCGCGCUGAUUCCACGGCGCGCGCGGUUCGAUAUCAAACUACAGAGGAACGAAAAUGACGCUACUCCUGCUUCUGACCGCGUUGCUAUGGCAAUGCUGCCAGGCCCAGCAGAGAGGUCUGUUUCCUGCUGUGUUGAACCUGGCCUCCAUGGCAGACAUAGAAGCUAACGCUACCUGUGGCUCAUUGGGUCCAGAGAUGUUCUGUAAGCUGGUGGAACACGUACCCGGCCAGCCCAUCAGAAACCCACAGUGUCGAAUCUGCAACCAAAGGAGCCCCAAACCGCUUGAACGUCAUCCCAUUGAAUACGCCAUCGAUGGGACCAACCGUUGGUGGCAGAGUCCCUCCAUAAAGAAUGGGAUGGAGUAUCACUAUGUGACAAUCACACUCGACUUAAAACAGGUUUUCCAGAUCGCCUAUGUGAUUAUAAAAGCUGCCAACUCACCUCGACCAGGCAACUGGGUCUUGGAGCGUUCAUUAGAUGGCGUGACUUUUGAUCCCUGGCAGUACUACGCCAUCACAGAAACCGAAUGCCUGACAAGAUUCAACAUUAAUCCAAGGACAGGACCUCCAUCCUACACCAGAGACGAUGAAGUCAUCUGCACAUCUUUUUAUUCCAAGAUCCACCCUCUGGAGAACGGAGAGAUCCACACGUCUCUGAUCAAUGGUCGUCCCAGUGCAGACGACCCCUCCCCGACCCUGCUGAACUUCACCUCCGCCCGCUACAUCAGGCUGGUGUUUCAGCGAAUCAGAACGCUGAACGCUGACCUCAUGACUCUGACCCUCCGAGACCCCAAAGAUGUCGAUCCAAUUGUGACGAGACGGUACUACUAUUCCAUAAAAGACAUCUCAGUGGGCGGGAUGUGUAUCUGUUACGGUCAUGCCAAAGCCUGUCCUCUCAACACUGAAACAAAGAAGUUUAGCUGUGAAUGUGAACACAACACAUGCGGGGAGAGCUGUGAUCGGUGUUGCCCUGGUUACAACCAGCAGCCCUGGAUGGCGGGAACCUUCAACACCCGACAUAUCUGUGAGAAGUGUAACUGCCAUGGUAAGGCAGAGGAGUGCUUCUUUAAUCAGACAGUAGCAGACCUUUCACUCAGCCUGGACAUCCACGGUCAGAAAAAAGGAGGCGGAGUCUGCAUCGGUUGCCGUGACAACACCGCUGGAGUCAACUGUCAAACAUGCCUCGCUGGAUUCUACAGACCUGAUGGGGUGAACCCCGAGGAGGAGGACCCCUGCAUCCCCUGCUCAUGUGACUCGCAGGGUUCCAUCAGCGAGUCAUGUUUUGCAGAUUCAAGCCAUGGCCAGCCAGCAGGGUCGUGCCGGUGUAAGGAGGGUUUUGGGGGUCUGCGAUGUGACAGGUGUGCAGUGGGUUAUAUGGGCUUCCCAUCCUGCCAGCGCUGUAACUGCAGCGUGGAAGGAAGCACCAACGCUGACCCGUGCAUAACACCCUGCGUGUGCAAGGAAAACGUUGAAGGAGAGAACUGUGACCGCUGUAAACUCGGAUUCUACAAUCUCCAGGGUGAAAAUCGACGUGGCUGCGAAAAGUGCUCCUGCAUGGGCGUGGCCAGUCAGUGUACUGCCUCCACAUGGACCUAUCAGAAUGAGACGAGCCUGACAGGUUGGCACCUGAUUGGUGAUACCGGAGGAAGAGUGUGGUCUGUUCACAGAGAGACUCCCCCAUACCUGAGUGUCCGACACUCCGACGUUGUGAAUGAUCUCGGCUCGGCCUACUACUGGAACGCACCCGGAAUGUACCUGGGGAACAAGCUUACAGCCUACGGAGGGAGCGUGGUGUACUCUGUGUCUUAUUCUAUAGACCAACAAGAACAAAGAGUCAUCAGAGUCACUUCAGAACCCGACCUGAUCAUAGAGGGAGGCGGGAUCAAGAUCAUCGACAGGCGUUAUGGCCAGCCCGUGUACCCAUCCUCUCCGAGCACCAACCAGAUUGCUCUCCUCCCGGAGAACUUCCUGGUUUUGGAGACCGCACAGCCGAUCAGUCGGAGGGAUUUUCUGUCUGUGCUGGCUAAUGUGAACAAAGUGAUGGUGCGGGCCUCUUAUAGCACAGAGACCAGCGCUGUGUACAGACUCCACUCAUUCUCGAUGCAGGAAGCUAAUCCGGCUGCCAGAGGAGAGAAGAGAGCUUCAGCUGUAGAAAUCUGCUCUUGUCCACCUGGAUAUGCAGGAACUUCUUGUGAGACCUGUAUUCCUGGUUUUCGAAGGGUUAACGGGAAUCUUUACAACGGCGUAUGUGAAGCUUGUCAAUGCAGCGGACACUCUACGCAAUGCCAUGAAGUCACAGGACACUGCCAGGACUGCUUCCACCACACCACUGGCCCCCACUGUGACACCUGCCUACCUGGUUACUAUGGCAAUGCCACUCAUGGGACACCUACAGACUGUCGCCGAUGCACUUGCCCGCUCAGUCUUCCGAGCAACAAUUUCAGCCCCACCUGCCACCGGAGUGAAGAAGGGGAGUUGCAGUGUGACCGGUGUCAGCCUGGAUACACAGGGCCGCGAUGUGACAGAUGUUCCAACGGGUACUACGGCCAGCCGACUGUGCCAGGGAGUUCCUGCCAGCCCUGCGAUUGCCAUGGCAACUUGGAUCUCUCCAUACCUGGCAGCUGCGAUCCAAUCACAGGCCAGUGUCUGCGCUGUCGCCAAGGAUAUGGCGGCCCAGCUUGUGACAGUUGCGCUGAAGGUUACUACGGAGACGCGAUCACAGCCAAGAACUGCCAACCCUGUCAGUGCCACACUAAUGGCUCUAUAUCUGGGGCCUGCAACCAGGAGACUGGAGAGUGCCAGUGCAGAGAGAACGUAGUUGGGCGACAGUGCGACGAGUGCAUGCCUAAUUGCUGGUGGGAUGCUGAGCGUCAGGAGUGUAUGCCCUGUCGCUGCAGCCCUCACGGCUCUAUGUCUCAGCGCUGCGACGUCGAGGGCCGCUGCAUCUGUCGGCCCGGCUUUGUGGGCCGGCGCUGUGACCUUCGUCGUCAAGGUUAUGAGAGGCGGGAAACACGGCGGCCCGUGGAGCGCGUUCCCAUAGAGGCCGUGCAGCAGAGAUGGGGCUCGUCCCGUACUGGUGGUUGUCCCAGGGGGGCGUACAGGCCUAAGACAGGGCCUCAGACUCACGGCAUCACCACAGGAGGAGUGUGCGUCCCGUGUCACUGCAACUCGUUCGGCUCCAAGUCGUUUGACUGCGAUGAGUCCGGUCAGUGUCGCUGUCAGCCGGGCGUCAACGGACCCAAAUGUGACCGCUGCUCCCGAGGGUUCUUCAACUUCCAGGAGGGCGGCUGCACACCCUGUCAGUGCACUCAUUUGGGGAACAACUGUGAUGCUAACACAGGACAGUGCAUCUGUCCUCCAAACACCAUUGGUGAGAGGUGUGACCGCUGUGCUCCAAACCACUGGGGCCAUGACAUCAUGACCGGAUGCAAGGACUGUGGUUGCAGCGUGGUCGGCUCGAUGACCCAGCAGUGUAACAUCAACACCGGCUGCUGCUCCUGCCGCGACUCGUUCAGAGGAGAGAAAUGCAACGAAUGUCAAAUCGGAUACAGAGACUUUCCUCAGUGCACCCAGUGUGAGUGUAACGCCGCAGGAUCGGACAGCCAGACCUGCGACGUGGAGAGAGGAGCGUGUGCCUGCGCUGACAGGACGGGAAAGUGUAGCUGCAAGGCAAACGUGGAAGGAGACAACUGUGACCGCUGUAAGCCCGACACGUUUGGGUUGUCAGUACGAAACCCGCUCGGCUGCAGCAAGUGUUACUGCUACGGACUGACACCCUACUGCACAGAGGCUAAAGGACUCAUCAGGAUGUGGUUAACGCUGAAGCCAGAGCAGACGGUGCUCCCCCUGGUGGACAAGUCCAACACUGUGGAGACCAGAAGAGGAGUGAGCUUUCAGCACCCUGAGAUCCUCGCUCAUACUGAACUGGUCACCUCAACUCUCACUGAGCCGUACUACUGGAGGCUGCCCGAGCAGUUCAAAGGCUCCAUGAUCACAGCAUAUGGUGGUCAGUUGAAGUAUGCAGUCUACUACGAGGCCAGAGAAGAAACGGGUCCCUCCUCCUACGAGCCUCAGGUCAUCAUCAAGGGCGGGCCUAACCGCAACAUCGUGAUGACCCGCCACAAACCGGGACUCCAGAUUGGUCAGCUCACCCGCCAUGAGAUCGACAUGACAGAGCAUGAGUGGAAGUACGCAGAUGGCCGGUCCAUGACUCGAGAGGACUUCAUGGAUGUUUUGUUCUAUGUGGACUACAUCCUAAUUAAGGCAUCACACGGCAACCUGAUGAGACAAAGCCGAAUUUCAGAGAUCAGUCUUACAGUGGCGGAGGAAGGCACACCAACCACAAAGAGUAAAACUGCUCAACAGAUAGAAAAGUGUGACUGUCCAAUCGGAUACUCCGGACUCUCCUGUGAGGAGUGUGCUGCAGGUUUUUACCGUCUUCGAGCUGGCUCCCUGACAUCUGUUCCGGCGUCCAGAGUGCCCACCGCUGUCGGCAUGGGCAGCUGUGUUCAGUGCCAAUGCAGUGGGCACUCUUCCACCUGUGACCCUGAGACAUCCAUAUGCCAGCACUGUCAAGACAACACGGAGGGGGAGCGGUGUGAACGCUGCGCUCCGGGAUUCUACGGUGUGGUGCGUGGUUUCCAUGACGACUGCAAACCUUGCGCCUGCCCUCUCACCAACCCAGAGAACAAUUUCAGCCCGACUUGUGUGACGGAGGGAUACGAUGACUACCGCUGCACCGCCUGUCCCGAGGGACAUGAGGGCAAACACUGUGAGAGGUGUGCUACUGGUUACCACGGUAAUCCGCUGAUGCCAGGAGGCCGCUGCGAGGAGUGUAAGUGUUCCCCGUGGGGAGCGUUGCCUGGACCGUGCGACCCUGUCACAGGGCAAUGCCGCUGCAGGGUCGGGGCCUCGGGGAGGUCGUGUGACCAGUGCAUGGACAGGCAUGUGUGUGGAGCUGCUGGGAUCAUCUCCUGUGAUGACGAGUGUUCAGGACUGUUGAUCAGUGAUAUGGACCGCCUCUAUCGCAUCAUCACUGAAGUCACCCUCACCUCGCCCCUCCCACCUCCUUAUAAGGUGUUGUACCGCUUCGAGAACAUGACCGAGGAACUCAAGCACAUGCUGUCACCACAGAAAGCUCCGGAGAGAUUACUGCAGCUGGCCGACUCCAACCUGGGAUCACUGGUUGUCGAGAUGGACCAACUACACAGCAGGGCCACUAAGGUGUCGGCUGACGGAGAGCAGGUGGAGGAUGAUGCUGACAGGAUUCAUAAACGGGCGGAAGACCUGGAACAAUUCAUCAGGGACACGCUGCUGGGCGCUAAAGACCUCCAGCUGAAGGCUGCCGAGCUGAACCAGACUCUCUCACGCAGGGAUGGGACUCCAGACAAAAGCCUGAAGGAGAUGAAGGAGGAGAUCCAGGCCAUGCUCGCCGAGAUGAGAAAACGACAGCUGGGAGGAAAGAAGAGCAUCGCCGAGGAGGAGAUGGAAUUAGCAGAGGAGUUGUAUCAGAAAGUGAAGAGAUUAUUUGGAGACCCCCAUCAGUCCACAGAAGACCUGAAAGCAGAGAUAAAAGAGAAGCUGUCAGACCACGAGGGGAAGCUCCAGGAGGCCCAGGAUCUCCUCCACACUGCCCAGGGAAAGACCAGACAGGCCGGCUCACUGGGCGAGCAAAACCAGGCUAACAUCACGACCCUCGAGAGGAAGCGCUCUGCCGUGAGCUCAGUCAAACAGGAUGCACAGGAUGUUCUUGCAGAAGGAGAACGUCUGCUGGAUGAAGCAAACCAGCUUUCUGACAACAUCAACAAGGAGAUAGAGGACCUGGAGGGGAUGGGAAAGGAGCUGGGUCCUCUUCACGAACAGCUGGAUGAUAAAGUCAGUCACCUCACCGACGGUUUAAGUGACGGCAGCCUGGCCAAUCAUGUCCACGAUGCAGAGGAACACGCCCGGCAGCUCAAUGAAUCUGCUGCCAUUUUGGAUGGCAUUUUGGCUGAAGCUAAAAAUCUCUCCUUCAAUGCAACAGCUGCCUUCAAGGCCUACAGCAAUAUUAAAGCUAAUGUGGACGCAGCGGAGAAAGAGGCGAAGGCUGCCAAACAGAGGGCAAGUGAGGCUCUGGCACUGGCUUUAGGUCCAGAGGUGCCAAUAAAGGAGGCGGCUAAGGGUGCCCUGCAGAAGAGUCACAAACUGCUAAACGAAGCGAAAAAACUUGAAAAUGAUGUCAAAGAGAACGCAGAUAGUGUGGCCGGGCUGAAGGGCAGAGUUAAAGCAGCGAGAGACAAAACCAAAGACUUGCUGAAAGCCGUCAAUGGAACCAUGGCAACGCUCAACGCUAUUCCCAGUGACACAGCAGCUAAGCUAGCAGCCACAAAAGCUGUAGCAGGAGAAGCCAAUGCCACGGCCAUAGACGUCCUGGAGCGUCUUGGGGAUCUGAACCUGCAGCUCCACGGUCUGCAGAGGAACUACAGCGAGCUGGAGGACACCGUCAACGCAGCCAAUACCAUGAUCCAGGACCCCGAGAAAAACAUCCAUGCAGCAGGAGCUAAAGUGAAAGAUUUAGAGGACGAAGCUGACAGGCUGCUGGAGAAGCUGCAGCCAAUCAAAAAGCUGCAGGACAACCUGAAGAGAAACAUCUCACAAAUAAAAGAACUGAUCAACCAAGCCAGGAAACAAGCCAACUCAAUCAAAGUUUCAGUGUCAUCAGGUGGUGACUGUCUCCGUAGUUACCGCCCCGACAUCAGGAAAGGCAGAUACAACACCAUCAUCCUUCAUGUAAAAACCACCACACCGGAUAACCUGCUCUUCUACCUCGGAUCAGCCAAAUAUGUUGAUUUCCUGGCACUGGAGAUGCGUAAGGGGAAGGUGAAUUUCCUUUGGGAUGUGGGCUCGGGUGUUGGGAGGGUCGAAUAUCCCCAUCACACCAUCCAUGAUGGAAGCUGGCACAGAAUAGAGGCGUCUCGUAAUGGGUUGAAUGGCACCAUAUCAGUGUAUCCUCUGGAAGGACCCAUGGCGGGUAUGAUGCCAACUCCAGCCAGUGCUAACUCGCCCACAGCCUUCACCAUCCUGGACGUGGACCAGAACGCCUACCUGUUUGUGGGAGGGAUACUUGGCACUGUCAAGAAAGCGGAUGCAGUAAGAGCAAACACGUUCACAGGCUGCAUGGGGGAGACCUUCUUGGAUGGGAAACCUAUCGGACUGUGGAACUACAGAGAGAGACAGGGAGACUGUAAAGGAUGUGUAGUCAGCCCGCAGCGUACAGACCAUGAGGGAACAGUUCAGCUGGAUGGCGAAGGCUACGCUGCAGUGGGACGACCCACAAGAUGGAACCCCAACAUUUCCACGGUGACCUUUAAGUUCCGCACGUUCUCCUCCGAGGCCCUGCUCAUGUAUUUGGCGACUGAAGAUAUGAAGGACUUUAUGUCCCUGGAGCUGUCAGAGGGUAAGGUAAAGGUCAACUUUGAUCUGGGGUCAGGAGUCGGCAGCGCCAUAUCAGUUAAUCGACACAAUGAUGGACACUGGAAAUCCCUCACCAUGUCCCGGAACAAGAAACAAGCCACGGUGAGCGUAGUGGACAUUGACAGCAGUGCUGAGGAGAAGAUCAUCACCACAUCUCAGGGUUCAGCUACCGGUCUGAACCUCCGAGAAAAUCAGAAGAUUUACUUUGGAGGGCUGCCUACCAUUGGAAACUACAGCAUGACAGCCAGGCCGGAGGUCACUCUGAAGCGAUACGCUGGCUGUCUGCGAGACAUUGAAGUCUCCAGGACUCCGUAUAAUCUCCUCAGCAGUUCAGAUUAUACCGGGGUCACUAAAGGAUGUAAUGUAGAGAACCUUCACACAGUGAGUUUCUCAAAGCCUGGAUUCAUGGAGCUGGGUGGAUUGUCGCUGGCCGUCGGCACAGAGAUCAGCCUGUCAUUCAGCACUCUCACCGACACUGGAACUAUACUGCUGGCAGUGGGCGGGGCUUCAGCAAUCAGCCAGCAGCAGGCCCGAAACGCAAACGUCCUGAGCUCCAAGCGGAGACGCAGACAAUCUGGAGAGCCGUACCUCUCCGUCAUGCUGAACAAAGGCUCUCUGGAGGUCCUCGUGUUUACGGGCAGCCACAGCCCGCGUCGGAUCAUCAGACGACCUGAGCAGGGCAUACUGCAUGAUGGGAGAGAGCACUCACUGCGCAUAGAGAGGAUGCCUGGCAGAUCUUUUGCAGUUCAGGUGGACGAGGAGGCCAAGAGGGAGGCAGCGCUUCCAAACGACCAGCCCGUCAGCCUGCAGAGGAUCUUCCUCGGUGGUAUUCCUGCAGAAGUGGAGCUGACUUCCAACAGAGCCAACAUCCCGUUCCAGGGAUGUAUAUGGAACCUCAUGGUCAAUGCAGUUCUCUCAGAUUUCUCCCAGCCGGUAUCCUUCGAGAAUGCUGAAAUCGGCCAGUGCCCCAACCUCGCCCCACCACCGCCUCCACUCCCACUGCCGGAUGAAGAGGAGGAGCCCGAGAAGGAAAAGGAGGAGUCCAAGCCUCUCAGGCCUCCACCAACCCAAGCCCCUGCCGCACCGCCUACCGUUCCUCCUGCUGAGGCCACGCCCCCUGCUGCCCCUGUUGCACAACCUACUGCUGCUGCCCCGCCUACUACUCAGGAGCCUGGCAUUGACGUGGAUUUGUGUGCGUCAGCCGUGGCCCCGACAGCGCUGGAGAAGGCCUAUCAGUUCGGACUGACCAAGAACAGCCACAUGAGCUUCGCUUUCGACGACACCAAAGUCAGAGAGAGGCUGAUAUUGGAGUUUGAACUGAGGACAAAGGAGGACUCUGGUCUUGUUCUCUACAUGGCGAGAAUCAACCAUGCUGACUUUGUGGUCAUACAGAUUAAGAACGGACAGGUCUGCCUGGGUUACGAUCUGGGGCAUGGAAACACAUCUGCCUGCGUCCCCUUCUCCAUUAACGAUGGAAACUGGCACAAGAUCCGUGUGACUCGUGCCAAGCAGAGAGCUACCCUACUUGUUGAUGGGAAAUACACUAAACACAUGAUGAGCCCAAAGAAGGCCGACCUGUUGGACGUGGUGGGAAUGGUCUAUGUCGGUGGGUUACCACAAAACUACACCACCAAGAGGAUAGGACCGAUCCUCUACAGUAUCAACGGGUGUAUACGUAACUUUAAGAUGGUGGGAGGUCCCGUGAGCACUAAAGCCCCUGCUACAGGUCGCCCUGAGACCACUGAAGACUUUAAAAUGAACAUGGCCAGUCCCUUCUCCAGCCACAUGGUAGGAAGAUGCUUCGUCGCCACUGAGACAGGAACCUUUUUUGACGGCACUGGCUACCUGAAAGCAGUCUCUUCUUACAGAGUCGGUCUAGACGUGUCCAUAGCGUUAGAGUUCAGAACCAGCAGAACCAGUGGAGUCCUUCUGGCCGUCAGCAACCAAGCCCACGACGGACUGGGACUGGAGAUCGUCCAGGGCAAGCUUCUCUUCCAUGUCGACAACGGAGACGGUCGAUUCACGGCCGAGCACACGCCUGAAGGGGAGGGCUUCUGCGACGGCCAGUGGCACUCGGUCACGGCUAAGAAGCUUCGCCACAGGGCGGAGCUGGUGGUCGACGGGGCGACGAGCCAAGCAGAGAGUCCAAACGCACGCUCCAACACGUGUGACACCAACGACCCCAUCUACGUCGGAGGAUAUCCUGGUGGAGUUCGUCAGGCAGCUCUCUCUACCAGCACUUCCUUCAAAGGUUGUAUGAAGAACCUGAAGAUCACUAAAGGCUCCAAGACUUUGGAUGUUCAGUUCAACAAGGCUCUAGAGAUUAAAGGAGUGCAGCCUCUGUCCUGUCCGGCUGUAGCUGCCUAACCCGUACCAAAGAGUUUCCACUGUGCUGUUGCCAUAAUGUAGUGCUCCUCCAAUUAGCUACAUAGGAACACAUCUGAUCUUUGAAGCUGCACUGGGAGUGUGUUUUAAUAACAAUAACCAGUUUCUUUGUGCUGGAUUCACAGAUUAAAACCAAAUAGCAUGCUCCUCCUACCUGUGAUAAAAUGAAAAUAUCCCAACAGUGAUAAAAGAUUGGAAGCUUCUGUGUCCUGCUCCUGUUUGGGGUUGUUUUAAAUAAAGAGUAGCCCGGUGCAGCUUUGGAAUCAAUACUCUCAAAAAACAUGUUGGCACUUACUUCACCGUUAUAAUUUAAGACCCUGAUUUCAUGAACAAUGUACGUCUCUGGUCAAUAAAUGUAUACGGCAACAAAUCGAGGCCUCACAGUGUUUCAAACUAUUUCAUUCUGAAGUUGUACUGAGUUUACACGAGUGAAGAUUUGAGUAUUACGACGUGCUUUGGUCACAGGUGUUAACAGUAUUAAUGCUAAUAAGAGUUAAACAUAUAUUUAAUGAACAUAACAUCGGUUUUGUUUUCAGUAGAACAGGUUAAAUAACUAUAUCUAUAGUUAUUGUUUUAUCACUCAACUGAUGAAGCUAGACUUCAUUUAAACCCCCUGAACAAAAACCAUGCAGUGGUGUUUUUAUACAAGCAGAGAACAAUGUUACACUCCUUGUACAAAGCUGAAAACAGUAAAUCUACGUCUGUUCAUAGUUGUAAUUUUGAUAUGCUUGCUGAAGUGGUAAUAUUAAAAAAAAUAUGCUAGUGGCAGAAAUGUUCAGAUAGUUUUGGGUUGAGUACCUGACUGAUCAGGACGGGGUUUCUGCAGGAUGCCGGUGUUUAGUGCAUGGUGUGUCUUACAAAACAUAAGCCGCUGUUUCUGAAAUAUAUUCCUGAUAGCAUCACA
Messenger RNA from Labrus mixtus (cuckoo wrasse), 10772 nucleotides. RefSeq names its product laminin, alpha 2 (gene lama2). Bases 86 to 9850 code for a protein of 3254 amino acids. Gene Ontology annotation, molecular function: extracellular matrix structural constituent; signaling receptor binding. Gene Ontology annotation, biological process: cell adhesion; regulation of embryonic development; regulation of cell migration. The record is from RefSeq and is a predicted model, not a curated record. Gene Ontology annotation, cellular component: basement membrane. NCBI's taxonomy places the organism in Eukaryota, Metazoa, Chordata, Actinopteri, Labriformes, Labridae. The transcript is spliced from 74 exons.